Brachypodium distachyon (stiff brome) is the source of this 793-nucleotide messenger RNA. RefSeq names its product basic blue protein. Gene Ontology annotation, cellular component: plasma membrane. Gene Ontology annotation, molecular function: electron transfer activity. The record is from RefSeq and is a predicted model, not a curated record. Lineage: Eukaryota; Viridiplantae; Streptophyta; Magnoliopsida; Poales; Poaceae. The transcript is spliced from 2 exons. The coding region runs from base 73 to 555 and encodes 160 amino acids.
UUAACCAUCGAUCAAGCUGAGCUAGCUUCAUCACUGUAGUAUAUAUACCCAGUUAAUUACUGAUAUCACCCAAUGGCUUCUCGGCAAGCAGUGGUGCUCUUGGCUGCGGCGGCCAUCGCCGUCUCCUUUUUCUCGGCGCCAGCCUCCGCCGAGGUCUUCAUGGUCGGCGGCGACCCCGGGUGGACCCUCCCGUACCCCGCGGACUGGACCGAAGGCAAGACCUUCGCCGUCGGCGACAGCCUAAUGUUCAUGUACUCGCCCGGGAAGCACACGGUGGUGGAGCUGGGCGGGCCGGCGUUCAGGGCGUGCAACGUGACGGACAGCAACUCGCUCGGCUCCUGGACCACCGGCAGCGACACGGUGGCGCUCGACAAGCCCGGCAAGAGGUGGUUCGUCUGCGGCGUGCAGGACCACUGCGCCAAGGGGAUGAAGCUCGUCGUCAACGUCGGCGCGCCGGGCCCCGACGCGCCGCCAAAGUCCUCGGCCUCUUUCGUCGCCGGGGCCGUCUCGGCAGCGGCUGCGGGCGUCGUGGCCGCGGCCGCGCUAAUGUUCUGAUCAGUACUCACCGUCGAUGGAUCAUGGAUAUAAUCGCCGGUGUGCGUGCAUUCUAAGAGUGUCUUUCCUUUUCUUUUUCUUUGCUUCGAUGGAUUUUUAUCAUGUACUAUGUUGUCGAUCAGUCGUGUUUGAGCUCUAGCUACCAAAGGUGGAGUGGAAGGUCCUCUGUCGAAAAGUAUGUACGGCAGGUCGGGCUAUUGAAUCCCAAUCUAUAUAUUAGUGGUGUUAUUAAUAAUUU